GGCCAAAUGUCGCGUCAAUCUGGCUACGAUCGUCAUAUCACAAUCUUCAGUCCUGAGGGACGACUAUACCAGGUUGAGUAUGCUUUCAAAGCUGUGAAGACAUCUGGGCUCACAUGCCUUGCCAUGAAGGGCAAGAAUACGGUUGUUGCAGUUGGCCAAAAGAAGAUCCCGGAUAAGCUCCAGGAUGGCUCCUUUACCAACUCCAUAUAUCGUAUCACCUCCAACCUAGGAGUUGUCAUAGCCGGCAUGCCAGCUGAUGUCCGAGCUCUCGUUAAUAGGGCUCGUCAGACUGCUUCCGAGUAUGAGGACAAGAACGGUUGCGAGAUCCCUUGCCACUAUCUGGCUAAGAAGAUCGCCAACUUAGCUCAGGUCUACACUCAGCAUGCAUAUAUGCGUCCAUAUGGUGUUAUUGCUCUGUUCUUCGGAAUUGACGAUGAAUUCGGCCCUCAACUCUUGAAGGUAGAUCCUGCUGGUCACUAUGUGGGCUGUAAGGCUGCUGCAGCCGGUACAAAGGAGCAGGAAGCUACAAAUGCGUUGGAGAAAAUAGUGCGCAAGAGAAUGGACACUGGCGUGCCCGAGGGCUCAGAUGAGACUGAGACCGUUGAAGAGGCCAUAGCCGCCUUACAGACAGUUUUGUCCAUGGAUUUCAAGCCCAGUGAUAUUGAGGUCUGCGUCAUGAGUACUCAGAACACUAGAUUUAGGAAACUCACCCCAUCGGAAAUCGAUGAGCAUCUGAACGCGAUAGCUGAGAAGGAUUAGGAGUGAUUGAUGUGAUCGUUGCUCAUUUAUACUACGGAAGUGUUUCGAAG
Perkinsus marinus ATCC 50983 is the source of this 809-nucleotide messenger RNA. Its product is annotated as proteasome subunit alpha1, putative. Bases 7 to 759 code for a protein of 250 amino acids. Gene Ontology annotation, cellular component: proteasome core complex, alpha-subunit complex; nucleus; proteasome core complex. Gene Ontology annotation, biological process: ubiquitin-dependent protein catabolic process. The transcript is spliced from 8 exons. NCBI's taxonomy places the organism in Eukaryota, Perkinsozoa, Perkinsida, Perkinsidae. The record is from RefSeq and is a predicted model, not a curated record.